AUGGGGGGUGCUGAGAAACUCAGAAUUAAGAUAAAUAGGAAAAAAGAGACUGAACAACUUCGUGGUUCUCUGGAUAAUUUUAUUGUGAAAAAACAACGCACAACUGAAAUCAUUUCUUCAACAGCUUCAUCAGAAAAAGCAGAAAAUAGUUUAAAUAACACUACUAGCAGUAAAAUUAGCAAUUUUGACACCUCUGAUGACAAUAAGAAAGACAAUGACACAUUUUGUAAUGACCAAACAAAUAUACUUGUACCUCUAGACAAUAAUCCAGAUGACCCAAGUAACAAAUUACCAACUAAUGCUUUAGAACUAAGAAAUAGAAUACAAAAUGGCCCAUUUCAGCCAAUUUUGAAACUCUAUCCAAGAAUUAAACAAAGUGGUCGGUAUCGUUGUUUUCAAUCGAAUUGGUUUAAGAAUUAUCCCUGGCUGGAGUAUAGUGAAGUACUUGAUAAAUGUUUCUGUUUUCCAUGCAGAGUUUUCUCUGGUAAUCAAUUAAAUGCAGGUCAGAUUGAUAAAACAUUUUCAAAAACUGGAUUUACUAACUGGUACAAAGGUAUAGAGUCUUUUAGAAAGCAUCAGCUAUCAAAAUCUCAUGUGAAUAGUGUUAACUCAAUGAACAAUUAUCUUAAUGAAGCUGUGUUACCAAUUGAUCAAUUAUUGGAUGAAACAAGAAAAGUUAUCCUUGCAAAAAAAGAAACUGAACGUAUUCAAAACAGAAAAUUGAUGGAAAGAAUAAUAGAUAUAAUAAUUUGUCUAGCAAAAUGUGGAAAGUCAUUUCGUGGGCAUAACGAAUCAUUGAAAAGUAACCAAAGGGGACUUUUUUUAGAAAUUAUCCAGCUUCUUUCCAGAUACGAUCCAAUAUUAAGAAAUCAUUUUGACAAUGGACCAAAAAAUGCCCAGUAUACUAGUAAUCAUAUACAGAAUGAUUUAAUUACUUCCAUACAUAAUGUAUUAAAACCAAAAUUCAUCAAAAAUGGAUUUCAAUUAUGGCAGAUGAGACCAGUGAUGUGGGGCAUCACGAGCAACUUGCCGUAUAUUUUCAAUACACUUUCAGAUGUUGUUACUAAUUAUAAUACAUCCUGGUCAUCUGUAUUAGCAGUCUGCUUUGAUGGAGCUUCAACAAUGUCAGGAAAAAUAUCAGGUGUACAAGCAAGAUAUUCCAUUUCAAAGAAAACAGAAAAAAAAAUAAAGCAUAGAAUAGUAUUUGAUUUUCUUGGAACAGUACAAUUCCUAUACAAUUUCAUUGAAGGAAGCCCGAUCAGACAUGCUACACUUGAAAAAAUAUCAAAAGAAUCUUGUAUCAAACUAAAAACUCUGAAGUCGCUGUCAAAUACUAGGUGGGCAUGCAGAGCGGAAGCAGUAUCAGCAGUUCAAGAAAAUUUUAGUAUGUUGGUACCAGCAAUUGAUGAGAUAUGUGAAAAUACUCAAGUACCCGAUGUCAGGGCAAAAGGAUUAGGAUUAAAAUAUCAAUUAAAAUCAUUUAACUUUGUUUUUGCAAUGAAUUUAAUGGAACCAAUUUUUCGAGCAGUAUUAAAGGUUAGUGCUUCACUCCAAGCUCCUGUUCUAGAUUUAUUAGCUGCUGUUGAAAUUGUAAAAGGACUGAAAAAGUUUUUGAGUAAAAUGAGAAAUGAUCAACAAGAGUAUGAUAACAUUUACCAAACCACCAUUGAUAUUUAUGAUUUACUAGGAGAAAUUGAUAAUAGAUUUUUAGAUAGUACUCUAGAAGUAAUUACUUCGGUUGGUAAUUUAAUUAAAUUACAACCGACUAUUGAAGAUUAUUCAGUUAUAAAAACAUUUUUCAACAUUUUAAAUAAAGAUUUGGACUCUGAAGUCAAAAUACUUGCAUCAAUAAAAGAUAUUCCAAUUGGUACAUGUACUCACACUAUUUAUAAAUGGUUGGAUUGGUUAAUGGCUUCAAAUAGGAAAAAUAUUUUUACCAAUUUCUACGAAGCCAUUACCAAGUUCGUUGUUAUACCAGUCACAAGUUGUGGUUGUGAACGGGCCUUCUCCAAAUUAUCUAUUGUUAAAUCGAAACUACGUUCAACAAUGUCACAAGAACGUUUAGAAUCACUUUUAUUUUUAUUCGUUGAGCAAGAAAUGACAAAAUCAGUAGAUUUCAAUACCGUAAUUGAAGAGUUUAAAGUUUUAAGUCCUGUAGAAAAAAGAUUACCAUUAUAA
Metopolophium dirhodum (rose-grain aphid) is the source of this 2178-nucleotide messenger RNA. Its product is annotated as zinc finger MYM-type protein 1-like. The transcript has 6 exons. NCBI's taxonomy places the organism in Eukaryota, Metazoa, Arthropoda, Insecta, Hemiptera, Aphididae. Bases 1 to 2178 code for a protein of 725 amino acids. Gene Ontology annotation, molecular function: protein dimerization activity. The record is from RefSeq and is a predicted model, not a curated record.